Messenger RNA from Chironomus riparius, 2320 nucleotides. The record is from the annotation of a GenBank genome assembly. NCBI's taxonomy places the organism in Eukaryota, Metazoa, Arthropoda, Insecta, Diptera, Chironomidae.
UUCAGUUUUACCGAGUCCAACAUCACAGUGCAUCGUAAUAAUAAUCAACUGAUAAUUAAAAGUAUUUUAGACAGCUAGCGAUCAAUAAAAUCAUUCAGUGAUAUCUCAUAGUACAAGUGUAGUGCAAUAAAGUAUAAAAAGAGUGAAAAUGGAUACGAAAAAGGUUGAAAUAAAGAAUAUUGAAGAGUUGUUGCGACGAGAUAAAUAUAUUGAACCGUAUGAAACAGAGAUAAGACGCAGACGUGGAUGCGUAGAUCAAUGGCUCAAAACGCUUGAAGAGUCAGAGGGUGGAAUUGAGAAUUUUACAAAGGGAUAUGAAUAUUAUGGCAUACAUGUUAAGGAUGAUAACUCUGUUGUUGCAAGAGAAUGGGCCCCAGGUGCCGUUGCUGUAUAUCUAACUGGAGAAUUCAAUAAUUGGAACUGGGAGGAAAAUCCAUACAAAAAGUUAGAGUACGGUAAAUGGGAAUUGAUAUUACCAGCAAAUGAUGAUGGCAGUAGUCGUAUUGCACAUUUGUCUGAAUUAAAAGUCAUCAUACGUACCGAAAAGGGUACAUUGGAGCCAAGAAUAUCACCAUGGGCAACAUAUACAGUUCAACCGACAGAUCUAGCAUAUGGAUCAAAUUAUAAGCAGAUUUUAUGGAAUCCACCACAAGCAGUGCGUUAUCAGUUCCAAUAUAAAAGGCCAGCAAUUAUCCCAAAAGCAUUAAGAAUUUAUGAAUGUCAUGUUGGAAUUGCAACCGAGAAAUUGGAAAUUGGUUCAUAUAGAAAUUUUGCUGACAAUGUUAUUCCACGAAUUGUGCGUCAAGGAUAUAAUACGAUUCAAAUUAUGGCCGUAAUGGAACAUGCUUAUUAUGCUAGUUUUGGCUAUCAAGUGACUAGCUUUUUUGCUGCAUCAUCACGUUGUGGCACGCCAGAUGAACUCAAGUAUCUCGUUGAUGUUGCUCAUAAAAACAAUUUAGUAGUUUUAUUGGAUGUUGUUCAUUCGCAUGCAUCAAAGAACGUUCUAGACGGACUUAAUGAAUUUGAUGGAACAGACUCGUGUCAUUUCCAUUCAGGUCCCAGAGGUGUACAUGCUUUGUGGGAUUCAAGAUUAUUCAACUAUAAUGCUUAUGAAGUUCUUCGCUUUUUGUUAUCAAAUCUACGUUGGUGGUAUGAUGAGUAUGGCUUUGAUGGAUAUAGAUUCGACGGUGUUACUUCAAUGCUUUAUCAUCAUCAUGGAAUUGGAACCGCCUUUUGUGGUGGCUACGAUGACUAUUUCGGCAUGAGUGUGGAUACUGAAGCCCUCACGUAUCUGGCACUUGCUAACAAAAUUCUACAUGACAUCAACCCAAAUAUCAUUACAAUUGCAGAGGACGUGAGUGGAAUGCCUACUUUAUGUUGUCCAUACGAUGAAGGCGGUAUCGGUUUUGAUUAUCGCCUAGGCAUGGCAAUACCAGAUAAAUGGAUUCAGAUCUUGAAGGAGAAACGUGAUGAGGAUUGGAGUAUGGGUAAUAUCGUCCAUACACUUACAAAUCGACGAUAUAAGGAGAAGACCGUUGCCUAUGCUGAAUCUCAUGAUCAAGCACUUGUUGGCGAUAAGACACUCGCGUUCUGGUUAAUGGACAAGGACAUGUACACAAGCAUGGCAGUAUAUUCACCUCCUAAUCUUGUUAUAGAUCGUGGAAUCGCUUUGCAUAAAAUUAUCAGACUCAUUACACACAGUCUUGGCGGUGAAGCUUACUUGAAUUUUAUUGGUAAUGAAUUUGGACAUCCUGAAUGGUUAGAUUUUCCGAGAGUUGGGAAUAAUCAGUCAUUCCAUUAUUGUAGACGACAGUGGAAUCUCGUCGACGAUACAACAUUGCGAUAUAAAUACCUCAAUGAAUUCGAUCGGGCAAUGAAUAUGACAGAAGAGAAAUACGGCUGGCUUAAUAGUAAUCCAGCUUACGUGACUUGGGCACAUGAAGGCGACAAGAUAAUCAGCUUUGAGAGAUGUGGACAUGUUUUCGUGUUCAACUUUCACUCGGACAGAUCAUUCACAGAUUAUCGCAUCGGAGUGGAACGACCAGGAAGCUAUAAAAUUGUUCUAAGCUCUGAUGACGAAGCUUUUGGUGGAUUUAAUCGGAUCGAUACAAGCUUAACACACGUUUCGGUGCCAGAAGGUCAUGCAGGUAGAAGUCAAUUUAUUCAUACGUAUUUACCACCUCGAACUGGAUUUGUAUUUGUAAGACUGGGAUAAAAGAAAUGGUUUUAAAUCAUGUACUGUGGAUUUGUUAUAUUGUAGCCAUAAAUGUCAUGCAAUAAAAAAUUAUUUUUGUAGUCGGAAAUAAAUUGACAGCCAAAA